Neurospora hispaniola is the source of this 1809-nucleotide messenger RNA. RefSeq names its product aspartic peptidase domain-containing protein. The record is from RefSeq and is a predicted model, not a curated record. Lineage: Eukaryota; Fungi; Ascomycota; Sordariomycetes; Sordariales; Sordariaceae. Bases 166 to 1752 code for a protein of 528 amino acids. The transcript is spliced from 3 exons. Gene Ontology annotation, molecular function: aspartic-type endopeptidase activity. Gene Ontology annotation, biological process: proteolysis.
UAGUACGCAGGUCGUUACUCACUGUCUUUUCUGGAAUUUCCUUGUUUCAUGCCCAACCAAGAUCGGCCUGUCUUUUCCUUCUUUCGUUCUUAAUCCAAUUUUCUCCAUCUUGGAUAUUCCAUGCCAACCGAUCUGCGAUAACCCUUUGAGCAACCAGCUGCCGACAUGGCGGCUUUUCCCUUCCUCUCAGCCUCUUUUGUGCUUCUUCAGCUGGCAUUAACAUGUUCGGCCCAACAUCCGAAUCUUACUACUGGGCCAUUGCACCUCGCCAGCCACACCCCCGGUGAUGGCUGCGUCCACCUCCCCAUCAUCCACUCUACCAACACCAACCACUUUGCCCGCCGCGGCAUCCAACUCGCUCUCAAUAAUCGGUCAGACGUAGCUUACUACGCCCAACUCGAAAUCGGCACCCCUCCACAAACAGUCUACACCCAACUCGACACGGGCUCCUUCGAACUCUGGGUAAACCCGGACUGUACCACCGUCUCGCCCUCGGACUCCUCCUUCUGCGACCACAUUGGCUUCUACAACGCCUCCCUCUCUUCCACGUCCAAAUCCCUCGGCACCAGCAAAACCCUCCGUUACGGCAUCGGCGCCGCCAACAUUUCCUACGUAACCGACACCAUCUCCCUUUCCGGCUCUUCCACCUCUUUGAAAGAUAUCCAAUUCGGCGUCGCCACCUCCUCCAAAGAUGCCUUUUCGGGAAUCCUAGGGAUCGGCUACGGCCAAGGCUUAGCAACCAAAUACCCCAAUUUCAUCGACCAGCUGUACGCCCAAAAGAUCACCAAAGUCAAAGCAUACACCUUAGCGCUAGGAUCCAAGACUGCUCAACAGGGGAGUAUUGUUUUCGGCGGAGUGGACACAUCCAAGUUCGCUGGGCCGCUGGCGAGACUACCGAUUAUUUCAGCGGAAGACUCGCCGGAUGGCGUCCCGCGGUUUUGGGUGCAGAUGAAUGGGAUCAGACUUAGGCCGCCUUCAGGACAGAGCAUGGGCGUUUAUGAAGGAAGCAAAAUCCCGGCGUUUUUGGAUAGUGGGAGUACCAUGACGAUCUUGCCGCCUGCGUUGGCGAACAAGAUUGCCGAGGACUUUGGGAGCCCGGAGAUGGAUGCGAAUGGGUUUUAUCGAGUCGGGUGUGAGUAUGUGGAUAUGAAUGGGACGAUGGAUUUCGAGUUUGUGGGUGUAGGACAAAAGGUGACGGUUAGGGUGCCGUAUAAGGAGAUGAUCAGGGAGGUGGGACAGGGGGAGAGCAAGAUGUGCUUUUUGGGGAUCAUGGGCAGUGAGAGUUUUACGUUGUUGGGGGAUACGUUUUUGCGGAGUGCUUAUGCUGUCUUUGACUUUCAAACCAAUUCCAUUUGGUUGACGCAAGCCACUUCAUGCGGUAACACGCCCGCCGCGCUUAGGGAUGUUAUGGAUUUGUCUCGCGUGGUAGGGAAUUGUCAGAUACAGCCGGGCCAGAAGGAGGCGGUAGUGGAUGUGGUUUCGGAGACGUCGAUUGCGCCGCCUACUGGUUCGACAGGCGACGCUGAUGGUGUGACUGGGACGGGAGGAAAUGGAAAUGGAAAUGGGGGGACGCGCACGGCGUGGGGGUUUGUCACCACGACCUUGGCGGUACCUAUGGCGACAGGUUUAGCCGGUGGUGGUGGAAGUAUGAGCGCGACUGCGUUGGAUUCCUCUGGGAGAAGUAUGGCUGGUGAUGUGGUGUUGAGCGUCGCGGUGGCUGUUGGUGCUGCGGUGUUGGGAAGUCUGUUGUGAUGUGAUGCAUUCUGAGUUUGCAUAGCAUGGCGUGUUCAAUUGAUUUCCUCCUUGAUU